Molecule: messenger RNA, 2864 nt
Organism: Salmo salar (Atlantic salmon)
Lineage: Eukaryota; Metazoa; Chordata; Actinopteri; Salmoniformes; Salmonidae
Product: transmembrane protease serine 13
Biological process (GO): proteolysis
Cellular component (GO): membrane
Molecular function (GO): serine-type endopeptidase activity
Source: RefSeq, a predicted model, not a curated record
CUUGGGUGGAGGGGUCCAGGGUUAGACAGUGAGAGGAAAGAAGGAGUGCCAAAUGUGGCGUCAGCAUGCUCUGAUCACUGUUCUGUGACUGUUUGAGUGGCCCUGUGAAAAGCUCCUCCUACCAGGUCUCACCUCCAUUCUCCUCACUGCUCCCCCAGCGUCCGAUGGCAAAGCAUGACCCUUACGAGCUCCCUCCUCCAUACUACUCUGUUGAGGUACAAACCGUCCCGCCCCUCCAGUCCUAUGAAGAGGCAUUCUAUGGAGCGGGUCCAAGGCACACUCCUCCCAACCAGCUACACUACAUCCCCCAGCACCCCCCACCAGUGGCUGCGCAACACAUCUGCCAGCCCAGUAUAUCUCUUCCUGACAACAAGAAGAAACACAAAUGCUGCCACCGUAGUGCCAAGUGCUUUGGUGGGUCAGCAGGCAUCGUUCUGCUGCUCCUCCUGGCCAUUGCCAUCUGGCUCGGAGUGCGUUACGGUACCAGGUUGGCAACAGCGGCUGCCACCCUCGACCACCAUGACAGUGAGGAUGAGGGGCACCAUGAGAAGCAGUUGAGCAUGCCUGUUCAUGACACCUGCUCCAACUCCACCGUCCAAUGUGACGCUCUGCGGGACUGCCAACUGGGCACGGAUGAGUCCAGCUGUGUGAGGUUUGGGGCGGACGGUGCUCUACAGGUCAGAACGUCUCAGGACGGUCGUUUUCUCCCAGUGUGUUACCAGGGAUGGGACCAGAGCUACGCCAACCGAACCUGUGCCCAACUGGGCUUCAGAAAGUCCUUUGCAACCAAGGCAGUGAAAUCCCAGCAGUCCAUUGGUCUAACCCUGAACAACAGAUCGUCUUUACCCAUCCAGGGCCAGGUCAAUGUCAGCUCGUCCUGCCCUGACCAGAAUACUGUCUCUCUGCAGUGUGUUGAUUGUGGACGUCAACAGUUGUCCUCUCGGAUCAUAGGGGGCAGUGUUGCCAAGCUGGGCCAAUGGCCCUGGCAACUCUCUCUACACUUUGGUGGAUCACACGUCUGUGGAGGGAUCCUGGUGUCCCCUGACUUUGUGGUGACAGCUGCCCACUGCUUCCUCGGGCCGCUCCCUCCGGUUCUUGAUGCCAGUAAGUGGCGUGUGUACGGAGGAGUGGUGACACAAGACAAGCUUCCUUCUCCCUACCUCGUAGAGAAGAUCAUCGUGAAUGAGAACUACAACAAUGUAACCAACGACCAGGACAUCGCCAUACUGAAGCUGGCCUCACCAGUGGACUUCACUAAUGCAGUUCAGCCUGCCUGUUUGCCAGCCUUUGACCAGACAUUCCCCCAUGGAACCAAAUGCUGGACCUCGGGAUUCGGAACAACAGAUGAGGGGGCAGCGAAACCCUCCAAAGACUUGAUGGAGGUGGCCGUUGACAUCAUCGACGUGCGUGUGUGUAACAGCUCCAAAGUAUACUCUGGCAGUGUGUCCAACAACAUGCUGUGUGCCGGAGAUCUCAACGGGGGCAGGGACUCCUGUCAGGGAGACAGUGGUGGUCCUCUGGUGUGCCAAGCCAGUAACAACCUUUGGCAGCUGGUGGGCGUGACCAGCUGGGGCAGCGGCUGUGGGCAGAGUAACAGGCCGGGGGUCUACACCAAGGUGUCUAGCCUACUGCCCUGGAUCUACAGCAAGAUGCAGCUGGAAAGUCCGUGAUGCCACUUCGUUUCCAGUGACCUCGCCGCAUCCUGUCCCCAAAGACCGCUGGCGGCCUUCUUUGUCCUUCCUCUCUGAACAUCGCACCAUGAAGUCCUCUCAGAAUGAUACUAGAUUGACAGAUCAAGAUGGAUAGAUCGAAGGGUCGACAGAUGAAAAGAUUACCACUAGCUAAGGGAGUAGCAGGAAAGGCAUACUGCACUUUAACACAAGACCAUGGUUCAUGUGUUCUUCUGUUCCUUUACUGUGCCUUCUAAAAUCACAGAAUGCAUUGUGUUUACGGUAGUUAUGCCCAAUGGAUACUAUAAUAUGUGAACCUAGGCCAAUCCAUUCUGGGCUCUGAUUCCACUGUUUGAAUGAUUUUAAAUCCUGUCGGUUUUUCUAAUCUUACAGUAAGGAUAUUUAUUAUAUUUACCUGAGAUAGGAGGUUCUAAGAUGGCUGGCCUUUCUCUUUUCUAAGUCUAUGCAACCCUCAUAGCCACUCACGCCUCCCAUCUCUCCUAAGUUUAAUUGUUUUUUUUUAUCUAAUAUUUUGGGGGAGACUGCAUGCUUAUUUCUGUUGCAUCUAUAAGGAAUGUAGAGAUGCAAUGUGCUUUGUGAUUCAUUUCCAGAAAUGAUUUAGUGUUAAUUAUGUGAAACUCAUAGGAAAGAAAGGAGUAUAACUACUGUAAGGGACUGUACAUUGUUUAUAAUGAGGGAUACCUGAAGAAAAUCAGACCUCUCUGAAAUUAAAAUGGAUGGCCCUCCCUUUAGUCAAAUAUAUAUUUACCCGACCCUCCCUGAACGCUUGAAAAUAAACAAGUGACCCACUGCUAUACCCAAAAUAAUAAUGAAUGACUUGAGACAAGCAGAUACUUUUUUAAUACCACAACAGAGCAUGACAACGAAUGAGCGCAUGCUGCAGCACCGGAGACGUUUUGCUUUGUAUACAGGCUAUUGUUAAAAAAAGAGUAUAGUCUAAGUUUGAAACGGUGAUAAAGUUGUCUAUCAACUGUAAAAACGUAGUGCAACAGAACCAGUUACAACUGAAGUAUCUGAUCAGCAAUGAAUUCAAGAAAAAGACAUUUGUCGUUUAACACAGCAGCCGCAUAUCAUCAGGUAUGGCCUAUAAACACUUGUAACAUGGCAUUGUUGUUACAGAAUAGAUUUGUGUUGACUCUGGCAUAGGAAUAUAAAUUCAGCAAAAAAAAGAAA